Eublepharis macularius is the source of this 2200-nucleotide messenger RNA. RefSeq names its product ATP binding cassette subfamily D member 2 (gene ABCD2). Gene Ontology annotation, cellular component: peroxisomal membrane. The transcript has 10 exons. Gene Ontology annotation, molecular function: long-chain fatty acid transmembrane transporter activity; ATP binding; ABC-type transporter activity. Bases 7 to 2187 code for a protein of 726 amino acids. Gene Ontology annotation, biological process: long-chain fatty acid import into peroxisome; fatty acid beta-oxidation; very long-chain fatty acid catabolic process. Lineage: Eukaryota; Metazoa; Chordata; Lepidosauria; Squamata; Eublepharidae. The record is from RefSeq and is a predicted model, not a curated record.
GCGACGAUGGGCGCGGCGCGGGGGGCGCCGGGGGCCGGGCGGGCGCGCUGGGGCCGGGCGGGGCGGGCGGCGUGCCUGCUGGCGGCGGCCUACGGGCUGCGGCGGCUGUGCCCGGCGCUGUGGCGGCGGCUGCGGCGGCGGGCCGAGGGCGCGGAGCUGCUGCAGUGCGCGGCGCUGGCGGGCGGGCGCGCCUCCUCGCCGGCGGCCGACGCGGCGUUCCUCCGGCAGCUGCUGGCGCUGCGCCGGCUGCUGCUGCCGGCGCUGGCGAGCCGCGACUCGGGCUGGCUGUGCCUGCACUCGGCGGCGCUGGUGGCGCGCACCUUCCUCUCCAUCUACGUGGCCGGCCUGGACGGCAAGCUGGUCAAGAGCAUCGUGGAGAAGCGGCCGCGCCGCUUCGCGCUGCAGCUGCUCCAGUGGCUGCUCAUCGCGCUGCCCGCCACCUUCGUCAACAGCGCCCUGCGCUACCUGGAGGGCAAGCUGGCGCUGGCCUUCCGCACCCGCCUGGCCGAGCACGCCUACCGCGCCUACUUCGCCGGCCAGACCUACUACCGCGUGGCCGGCAUGGACGGCCGCCUGGCCACGCCGGACCAGUCGCUCACCGAGGACAUCGCCGCCUUCGCGCAGUCGGUGGCCCACCUCUACUCCAACCUCACCAAGCCCAUCCUCGACGUGCUGCUCACCUCCUACACCCUCAUCCGCACCGCCCGCGCCCGCGGCGCCAGCCCCGUCGGGCCCACCCUGCUGGCCGGCCUGGUGGUCUUCGCCACGGCCAAGGUGCUCAAGGCCUGCUCGCCCCGCUUCGGCAAGCUGGUGGCCGAGGAGGCCCGCCGCAAGGGCCACCUGCGCUACGCCCACGCCCGCAUCAUCGCCAACGUGGAGGAGAUCGCCUUCUACCGGGGCCACAAGGUAGAAAUGAACCAACUCCAGAAAAGUUACAAAGCUCUGGCCGAUCAAAUGAAUCUCAUUCUCUCCAAACGUUUAUGGUACAUCAUGCUCGAGCAGUUCCUGAUGAAAUACGUCUGGAGCGGGAGCGGUUUGAUUAUGGUGGCUGUACCUAUCAUCACAGCAACGGGAUUUGCAGAUGGCGAAUUAGAAGACGGCCAGAAACAAGCAAUGGUCAGUGAGCGAACGGAAGCCUUUACCACUUCCCGAAACUUACUGGCCUCUGGGGCAGAUGCCAUUGAACGGAUUAUGUCUUCUUACAAAGAGGUCACCGAGUUAGCCGGCUACACGGCUCGGGUGUACAACAUGUUUUCGGUCUUUGAUGAAGUGAAGAGAGGCAUUUACAAAAAGACAGCUGUGUCUCAAGAACAAGAAAGCGGCAGCACAAAAAGAGAGAAAACAGGACAACAUAUUGAUGGCCCCUUAGAAAUAAAAGGAAAGGUGAUAGAUGUUGAUCAUGGGAUUAUCUGUGAAAAUGUUCCUAUAAUUACCCCAAACGGAGAUGUGGUGGUUUCCAGACUAAACUUCAAAGUUGAGGAAGGAAUGCACCUUCUAAUCACGGGUCCCAACGGGUGUGGGAAAAGUUCUCUCUUCCGAAUUCUCGGUGGUUUGUGGCCUGUCUAUGAAGGAGUCCUCUACAAACCACCUCCUCAGCAUAUGUUCUACAUCCCACAAAGGCCCUACAUGUCCAUUGGAACGCUGCGCGAUCAAGUUAUCUAUCCGGACUCGGUGGAGGACAUGCAUGAAAAGGGGUACCAAGACCGCAAUCUUGAGUGCAUCCUGCAGAUCGUUCAUUUGAACCACAUCGUUCAGAGAGAAGGAGGGUGGGACGCCGUCACAGACUGGAAAGAUGUUUUGUCCGGAGGAGAAAAGCAGCGGAUGGGCAUGGCCCGGAUGUUUUACCACAAGCCCAAGUACGCAUUACUUGAUGAAUGUACGAGUGCUGUCAGCAUUGAUGUUGAAGGGAAGAUAUUCCAGGCUGCAAAAGGAGCUGGUAUAUCCCUGCUCUCGAUAACGCACAGACCGUCUCUUUGGAAGUAUCACACCCACCUGCUGCAGUUUGAUGGGGAAGGAGGCUGGCGCUUUGAACAGCUGGACGCUGCGAUCCGCUUGACCCUCAGCGAGGAAAAACAAAGACUGGAAUCCCAGCUUGCAGGAAUGCCAAAAAUGCAGCAGAGACUGAAUGAACUUUGCAAAAUCCUAGGGGAGGACUCUGUGCUGAAAGCCAUGGUCAAAGCGGAAUAAAUGUUUUAAUUUA